This is a messenger RNA of Colletotrichum godetiae, 1079 nucleotides long. RefSeq lists its product as uncharacterized. Bases 250 to 672 code for a protein of 140 amino acids. The record is from RefSeq and is a predicted model, not a curated record. Lineage: Eukaryota; Fungi; Ascomycota; Sordariomycetes; Glomerellales; Glomerellaceae. The transcript has 2 exons.
GCACUUGCUUCUCUGGGUGUCUGGUUUUAUUUGGUUUGGACACUGGUUGGACUGUUGAACAUGAAUCAAAUGAAAGCUGAAGGGAACGACGAACCAGUCACCAGUCAAAUCCGUCUCAAUCUUCGAGAGAGAACUUCUGCUCGACACUUCUGCGCCCGCAAAAUCCCCUUCGUCUUCAUGCUAUGGCUGCUAUCUAGGGCUGACGACGUGGUAUCCGGCAGACGCUGAUCGAUUCCAUUAGGGCAUAAGAUGCGAAAUGAGACAGCUUUGUUUGUAAGGAAAGGCAAAAGACGAAUAGCAAAUGGCAAAAACACAAAGCCGCCAAGAAGAGGGCCCGUCGAAAACGUGUCGAAAAAGAGUAGCAAAACCGGAAGAAAACGCCAAAAAAGCCAACAGGACUUAACAUCGGCCAAACCCCGGAGCAGCCGACCCUCGGGAUGCAAACUGGAAAGUGGUCUGUCAUCUCGGGGUCAUUGUGGACUUGGUCCUCUCGACGUCGUGGAUAGGGCCGAGUCGACCGACACGGGGCGGAGGAGGAGAGAGCGGACUGUCCCGCCACGAGGUCGCAAGAGCUUUUUCUUCGUUUGUUUCCCCCUUGCCCCGGUUCCGACCUCCCGGGGGAGGUAUGUAGAUGGAUGCUGUUGUGGAUUCUGGGAUGAUUUUGGUUGGUGACUCUCGUGGUUGUCUCGCGAAAUGAAUCCCGAAGAUACGACGGUCACGUGCGAGUAGAUGGCUACCAAGAUGGGAUAGCUAUCCGCAACCACCAGUGCACUGAUAUGAAUUAGACUGAGCUUUCUCUGAGGUCAAGUUGAUGACAUUCUUCGUGGUAAUAAGUUCUGGUUAACAUUGUUUAUCGCGGUACUCCAGAGUAAUUUUGCUGAAUCAUACAUACAGCAGAAGCUCUUUUAGCUGUGGGCGUGCCUCUGCUUUGCAAAGUCAAGCAACGUUUGAGCGUCCCUAUCUAUAUUACCUUGUGAUGCAUGUGAGCCAAAUAGUUCACAGACUUUCAAGGUUUCUAAAAGACCUUCAAGACUUCCAAUAGACCUUCAAAGUCUCUAAAGCUGGCAGCAUCUCAUGAU